AGUCACAGACAAAGUUCCUUCCCCUCAGCUAUUGCACAUGGAUCUGGUUAGGAUGCCUCUGGUAAUACAUGUAGUUUCAGAUAGGACAUACACACCCUUGUACACGCACAGACUCACAAGACAGAAACACUCGUGCCCCGCUGUCACACUCUGUGUGUGGACUUGCUUGGAGCAGAUGGUCUAAAAUGAGCUCCUCAGGCUGGAUACUGGCUGUGUGUCUUGUGGUUCUUGAAGGAGGCAGACAUGCUGUGUGGGCUGAGGAAGGGUCAGGCAGUGAGAGGAACUGUUCUGCAAUUCCUCCGUAUUUGCCACCAACAGCUGUGAACACGACUCUGAGGCUUCGUGAUCUGAGAGCAUCCAUGAUCCCCUUGAACAUCUCAGCCUACAUCAUCCCAGCCACAGAUGCUCAUCUGAGUGAGUACAUUGCCCCCAGAGAUGCGAGGUUGGCCUGGAUAUCUGGCUUCACUGGCUCUGCAGGAACAGCAGUAAUUACUGAAAACAAGGCUGUUUUGUGGACCGAUAGCCGCUACUGGAUUCAGGCAGAGAGACAAAUUGACUGUAACUGGGAGCUAGAGCGAGAUGCCUCCGUUCGCAGCAUUACCAACUGGCUAAUCCUAGAGAUCCCUGAGGGAGGUCAGGUGGGCUUUGACCCAUUCCUCUUCUCUGUAGACACAUUUGACGUCUACAACACCAACCUGGCUCCAGCCCGGAUCCUGAAGUCUAUUCCUGAUAACCUGGUGGAUAAAAUAUGGACAGGUCGACCUCCUCUGCCUCCUGACAACCCCAUACGCUUACCUGACAAUGUCAUCGAGAGGACCUGGCCAAUGAAAGUAGAGCAGAUACGAGCCCAGAUAAGUGACAAUCCAUACAAGCCCACCGCUGUGCUGCUUUCAGCUCUGGACGAAACUGCAUGGCUGUUUAAUCUACGAGGCAACGACAUCCCUUUUAAUCCAUUCUUCUAUUCUUACACUCUGCUGUCAAUGGAUGAGAUAUGGCUCUUUGUGCACAUUGAACGAAUAACAGAAGAGUUGAAGGUGUACCUGAACUCUUCAUGCUACCAUUCCUAUUGUGUGCAGCUGCUUGAGUACAGCUCUGUGCGCUCAUACCUGCAGUCCUAUCUACAGAAACUCAACGUUAGGGUGUGGGUGGGUACAGAGUACACCAACCAAGCCCUGUAUGAGCUCAUCACUCCUGAGGACAAACUUCUGACCACCACCUACUCUCCAGUACUGACCACAAAAGCAGUGAAAGAUGCAACUGAGCAGCGUAUUCUCAAAGAGGCUCAUAUUAGAGAUGCAGUCGCAGUCAUGCAGCUUCUGGUGUGGCUUGAGAAAAAAGUUCCAGAAGGCACAGAGACCGAGCUUACAGCAGCACAUUUUGUCGAUCAGUGUCGCAGCAAACAGAAGAACAGCAGAGGGCCGAGUUUUGAGACUAUUUCUGCAAGUGGAGCUAAUGCUGCUCUUGCUCACUACAGUCCAUCUAAUGAAACUGCAAGGAAGCUGUCAGUGGAUGAGAUGUAUCUUGUUGACUCUGGAGGACAGUACCUUGACGGCACUACUGAUAUAACGCGUACUGUACACUGGGGUAAACCCACUGACUUUCAGAAGGAGGCCUACACAAGAGUGCUCAUGGGAAAUAUUGAGAUUUCAAGAAGCGUCUUUCCUGCUGGAACUAGAGGUGUGAACAUGGAGAUGCUGGGACGAAGAGCACUGUGGGAAGUGGGUUUAAAUUAUGGUCAUGGCACAGGUCAUGGUUUGGGGAACUACUUUGGAGUCCAUGAAUGGCCUGUGGGUUUUCAGUCCAAUAAUAUUCCAUUUCAAGAGGGGAUGUUCACAUCAAUUGAACCUGGUUAUUACAAGGAGAAUGACUUUGGUAUAAGGAUAGAGGACAUUGCUGUCACUGUUCCAGCUACUACAGAGCUUGGCAACAAUUACUUGACAUUUGAAACCGUCUCACUGGUGCCUUAUGACAGAAAACUAAUAAACACUUCUCUUCUAAGUCCUGAGCAGGUGCACUGGCUCAACAAAUACUAUGAGAGCAUCCGGAGCGUGGUGGGUCCCGAGCUGGAGAGGCAGGCGCUGAAGGAGGAGUAUGACUGGAUGAUGAAGCAUACGGCACCCUUCCUUAGUGCUGGAGCUUCAGCUGUCAUCUCAUCAGUCACACUCUUAGUAACAAUGCUGCCCUCUGUUUUACUGCAUAAUCUGCUGUAAAACAAGCACUGAAGAGCAUAACCCACUUCACAGCGUUCAGUACUGCUUCUGCUCUUAUUGUGGGCCGAGUUGACAAACUCAUUUUCAGGUACAAACAGAAAAGCUCCAAUGUUGAGUACUUAAAUUAAGUUGUCUAUUAUAUACAGUGUUCUUUCUUUCUCUUCUAUUUCUUCUCUUUUUCUGGAUAUUAUUCUUUUUUCAAGCCAUUUUCAGUGGAUUUGCCACCUCAUUAGGAUUUGUCCUAUGUUUGAACUUGUGUUAGUAUUUUAUAAUGUAUUUUAUGACAAAAGUUUGUACGUUUAAUUAAGUCAGACAAUAUUUAGAUUUCAAAAUGAUACAUUGCAUGUGUUUGUAUGAAUAUAUUAUUUUAAGACAAUCAUUGUUCAUUUAUAGUUUAUUAAAGUAAGAUUACUACAGUAUCUCCA
Molecule: messenger RNA, 2635 nt
Organism: Cyprinus carpio (common carp)
Lineage: Eukaryota; Metazoa; Chordata; Actinopteri; Cypriniformes; Cyprinidae
Product: xaa-Pro aminopeptidase 2-like
Exons: 21
Coding region: 186-2210 (674 amino acids)
Molecular function (GO): metalloaminopeptidase activity
Source: RefSeq, a predicted model, not a curated record